CUUCUAGUGUUUGAGAUACAGCAAGUGAUGUUUGUUCCAGGCUGUGUUUAGAAAAACUCUUGACAAAACAAGACAUUCUGAUGUAAACUACACUGGAUCUGUUUCAUCACUUCCUCUACAGUAGUGGGGAUACACAAGAUGGUGUUCAUUCCAGACUGAUUUUAGAGAAACUCAUAAUGAAACAAGACAUUUUGAUAUAAAUUACACUGGACCUGUUUUAUCACUUACUCUUCGGUACUGCGGAUACACAAAAUGAUGUUCAUUCCAGGCUGGAUUUGGAGAAACUCUCCAUAAAAGAAGACAUUCUGAUGUAAUUUCCUAGAUGUCUGUUUGAGGAGCAAUAAUGUGUCCUCCAUUAAUGAUAGAUGUGUCCAAUAUGAGGUGUCAUCUAAACAUAAUCAGAACAACUUUGAUAUGGAAGAACAUCUAUUGAAACAUCAGAACAACCCUGACAUGGAGGAAGAUCCCUUGAAACAUCAGAACAACCCUGACAUGGAAGAACAUCCCUUGAAACAUCAGAACAACUCUGACAUGGAAGAACAUCCCUUGAAACAUCAGAACAACUCUGACAUGGAGGAAGAUCCCUUAAAACAUCAGAACAACCCUGACAUGGAAGAACAUCCCUUGAAACAUCAGAACAACCCUGAUAUGGAAGAACAUCCCUUGAAACAUCAGAACAACCCUGACAUGGAAGAACAUCCCUUGAAACAUUAUCAGAACAACUCUGACAUGGAAGAACAUCCCUUGAAACAUCAGAACAACCCUGAUAUGGAAGAACAUCCCUUGACACAUUAUCAGAACAACCCUGACAUGGAAGAAGAUCCCUUGAAACAUCAGAACAACUCUGACAUGGAGGAAGCUCCCUUGAAAUAUUAUCAGACCAACUCUGACAUGGAAGAACAUUUCUUGGAUGAUUCUUUUGAGAAACCUUUCCAAUGUGGGAUGUGUUUGAGGACUUUCUUUAAGAAGGGCAUUAUAAAGCGCCACAUGUGGGUGCACACUGGUAGAAGACCCUUUCAGUGUGAGGUGUGCGGGAAAGGCUUUCUCUGCAGAUACUACUUGAACGAGCAUAUUCUGCUUCAUACCAACUCCAAGAAUUUCACAUGUCAAGUGUGCGGAAAGUGUUUUCCUGUGCAGAAGUAUUUGAACCAACAUAUGGUUGUCCACACCGAUAAGUUCAAAUGUGAGGUGUGCGAAAAACGUUUCUUAAAAAAUUCCAAACUGAAGCAGCACAUGUCGGUUCACACCGGUGUUAAGAAUUACAAGUGUGAGCUGUGUGCGAAAUGUUUCUACGACAUUUCCGGGUUAAAACAGCACUGGCUGAUCCACACUGGCAUUAAGUCUUUCCAGUGCGAAAUCUGUGCAAAAUGCUUCCUGCGAAGAACCGACCUGAUGACGCACAGGUUGAGUCACGAUGACGCCAAGAACUUCAAAUGUGAGGUCUGUGCAAAAUCUCUGUUGUGGAGCUCCAGUUUAAAGCUACACAUGCUGAGUCACAAUGAAGUGAAGAAGUUCAAGUGUGAAGUGUGUGCAAAAAGUUUCUCCCAGAGCUGCUACCUCUCACAACACAUGCUACUCCACUCGGGCGAUAAGCCCUUUAAAUGCGAGGUGUGUGCAAAAAGUUUCUCUCUGAGAUCCUACUUGAAGAAACACAUGACAGUCCACACGGGUGUAAAGUCCUUCGCGUGCGAGCUGUGUGCAAAACGAUUCUCCCAGAAGAAACAUCUGCAGAGACAUGCCUUCACUCACACGGGCGUCAGGGCUUUCAAAUGUGAUCUCUGUGAGAAGUGUUUCCCAUGUAGUUCCGACGUGAAGCGACAUAUGCUGGUGCACACUGGAGUCAAGCCCUUCCAGUGUGAGAUGUGUGACAAAUGCUACUUCUGCAGCAGUCACCUACAGCAGCACAUGCAGGUGCACACGGACGUCAAACCUUUCAAGUGUGAUGAAUGUCAAACAUAUUUCUCCCACAGUUAUCUUCUUAAACGCCAUAAGUUGAUUCAUAAGAAACCUUUAACAUGUUGAAAGUGCACAGAUGCAAUCAAUCAAUCAAUAUAUCAAUCAACCGUUAGACAAGGCAUGGCAGUAGUAGUUAUUUACUAGCCCAACAUUGAAUAUCACUAGCCGUGGGAGUGGGGCUACCAUAAUCUAGAAGUUCUGCUAGCCGUCGGGCAUGGCAAUAGCAGUUAUUGACAAGCCCAACAUUGAAUAUCACUAGCAAUGGGAGUGAGGCUGCCAUAAUCUAGAAGCCCCGUCGGGCAUGACAGUAGUAGUUAUUGACUAGCCCAACAUUGAAUAUCACUAGCCAUGAGAGUGGGGCUACCAUAAAUUGCAUAAUCUAGAAACCCUGUCGGGCAUGACAAUAGCAGUUAUUGACAAGCCCAACAUUGAAUAUCACUAGCAAUGGAAGUGAGGCUACCAUAAUCUAGAAGCCCCGUCGGGCAUGGCAGUAGUAGUUAUUUACUAGCCCAACAUUGAAUAUCACUAGCAAUGGGA
This is a messenger RNA of Gigantopelta aegis, 2493 nucleotides long. Its product is annotated as zinc finger protein 883-like. Gene Ontology annotation, molecular function: RNA polymerase II cis-regulatory region sequence-specific DNA binding; DNA-binding transcription factor activity, RNA polymerase II-specific. The record is from RefSeq and is a predicted model, not a curated record. Bases 415 to 2022 code for a protein of 535 amino acids. Lineage: Eukaryota; Metazoa; Mollusca; Gastropoda; Neomphalida; Peltospiridae. Gene Ontology annotation, biological process: regulation of transcription by RNA polymerase II. The transcript has a single exon.